CUUCCAUCCCACCAGCGACGAACGAAGGCGGUCUUCACGAGAAAUCCACCACGAUGCCAUCCGCCUCCGUCGCCUCCGUCGCCUCCGUCGCCGUCGGUGCGCCCACGCGGCCCAUCCGUGUCCCCAUCCCCGAAAAGAAAGGCCAGCAGGGUCCCGCGACCGCCGAAUCCCGCCGCCUGAGCAAAAGCCUAAAGCGCAAACGAGACGAAAACGAGCUCGCCGCACUCUCCACCGCGGUCGAGAACUUCGACUCGAAGACCGCCACGCUCUUUGCCGAGUUACCAUUGACCCGCCAGUCUGCCGUCGCGCUCGAUAAGUCACACUUCAAGGCGCUCACCGAUAUCCAGCGGAAGGCAAUCCCGCUCGCGCUGAAGGGCAAAGAUGUGCUCGGCGCCGCGAAGACCGGGUCCGGGAAGACGUUGGCUUUUUUGAUCCCCGUGCUGGAGAACUUGUAUCGCAAGCAAUGGAACCACCUCGAUGGCGUCGGUGCGCUGAUUAUCUCUCCCACGCGCGAGCUGGCAACUCAGAUCUUUGAGGUGCUGCGGAAAGUCGGGCGGGAGCACACAUUCUCGGCGGGCCUGGUGAUCGGAGGGAAGAAGCUGAAGGACGAGCAGGAGGCGCUACAUCGCAUGAACAUCGUUGUGUGCACACCUGGCCGUAUGCUGCAGCAUAUGGACCAGACUGUUGGGCUCAACUUUGAGAACUUGCAGAUGCUGGUGCUUGACGAGGCCGACAGGAUUCUGGAUAUGGGGUUCCGGAAGACGCUGGAUGCGAUUAUCACCAAUCUCCCCCAGGAACGACAAACGCUGCUGUUUUCGGCGACGCAGACGAAGAGUGUGUCCGAUCUUGCGCGGCUGAGUCUGAAGGAGCCCGAGUACGUUGCCGUGCACGAGGCCGCCGCAUCGGCCACGCCCGUAACGCUGGAGCAAUUCUACAUGGUUGUUCCGCUGCACGAAAAGCUGGACACACUCUUCGCCUUCCUGCGGAACCACCUGACCGCAAAGAUCAUUGUCUUCAUGAGCUCGUGCAAGCAGGUCCGCUUUGUCUACGAAACCUUCCGACAGCUACACAUCGGUAUCCCGCUGCUGCACCUCCACGGAAAACAAAAGCAAACUGCACGCACAGACAUCACGGCCAGAUUCCUCGCCUCGCCGAACAGCUGUCUCUUCGCGACGGACGUGGUAGCCCGCGGCCUCGAUUUCCCCGGCGUCGACUGGGUGAUCCAAAUUGACGCACCAGAAGAUGCCGAUACCUACAUCCACCGCGUGGGUCGUACCGCGCGCUACGAAAAAACCGGGCGGGCACUGCUCUUCCUCUGUCCCAGCGAGGAGACAGGCGUAAUCAAGCGUCUGGAGGCGAAGAAAGUGCCGAUCGUCCGGGUCAACGCCAAGCAGUCCAAGAAGAAAGAGAUAAAGCCGCAGAUGCAAAGCCUGUGCUUCAAAGACCCGGAGCUGAAAUACCUCGGGCAGAAAGCCUUCGUUAGCUACGUGCGCAGCAUCUCGAUCCAGAAGGACCGCGAAACCUUCCAGCUGGCGGAAUACCCGCUCGAAGAGUUCGCCAGCAGUCUUGGGCUCCCCGGGCAGCCGCGGAUCAAGGGCAUGAAAACGGCCGAUACCGAACGGAUCAAGGAACGCAAGAACCUGCCCCGUGCGCUCCGGAAACUCGAGGAGGAGCAGGCCGCCGCCACUGCAGCAGCAGACAGCGACGAUGACAGCGACGCCGACUUGGCUAAGAAGAAGGACGAGAAGAAGGACGAGAAGAAGGUCCGCACUAAACACGACAAGAUGGUCGAGCGGCAGAACCAGAACGUGCUCGCUGAGCACUACCGCAGCCUCGUACACGAUGCGGACGCUUCGGAUGACGAUGCGGACUUCUUGCAGGUGAAGCGGACGGGUUACUCCGAUUCCGAAGGAGAGGAGGAAGACGACAAGGAGGAUGAGGAGGCGGAUGCGGAUGCGGACUCUACCGGCGGGGCGGUCGACCUAAUAAAGAAGGUAGUCCUCGGCCCCGACGGCAAGGAGCUAAUCAUCGACAGCAAGCGUCGCGAGAAGCUGGUGACGUCGAAGAAGAAGAUUGCGGCGCUCAAGUCGAAGGGAGUAAAACUGCGCUUCGACGACGAGGGCAAUGCGCGGUCCGUGUACGAGCUGCAGGAUGAGGAGAAGUUCCUUGCGUCUGGUGCGCCUGAGGACCAGAGGAAGAGCUUUUUGCAGACGGAGGGGAAGAAGGUCAAGAUCGCUGAUGUCGAGGAUCGCGAUCUGGCAAAGAGGAAGAAGAAGGAGAAGAAGGAGAAGCGGAAGCGCCUGGAGAGAGAGGCGAUGGGCGAGGAGAUGGCGGCGGAACAUAAUGAGGAGGAGGAGGGCAUCCAACUAUAUGGAAAGCUGGAGUUGCCGGAUUGGAAUGCUACUAGUGAUGAUGAUGAAGAAGGUGGGGGUGUUGAGCUACAGGAGAAGUCGGAGAGGCCGAGUAAGAAGAGGAAGAAGGAGAAGAGGAGAGUCAUUGAGGCGGAGGAUGAGCCCGAGACACUGGAGGACUUGGAAGCUCUGGCGGCUGGUUUGUUGGGUUGAGAUGGAGCUUGGUUAAUGUACAUUCAUACAACGGGUAUUUGCGAGCGUCAUAAAGGGAAUCAAAAGUUACUGUGCUGUCA
Tricharina praecox is the source of this 2644-nucleotide messenger RNA. RefSeq names its product P-loop containing nucleoside triphosphate hydrolase protein. Gene Ontology annotation, cellular component: nucleus. NCBI's taxonomy places the organism in Eukaryota, Fungi, Ascomycota, Pezizomycetes, Pezizales, Pyronemataceae. Bases 54 to 2564 code for a protein of 836 amino acids. Gene Ontology annotation, biological process: rRNA processing. The record is from RefSeq and is a predicted model, not a curated record. Gene Ontology annotation, molecular function: ATP binding; nucleic acid binding. The transcript has a single exon.